AUGAGACCUUGUAAGGAGAAAGUCAAGUGUAAACGGUUGUCCUCCACACCCCUGGAAAUCCUGUUCUUUCUGAACGGGUGGUAUUAUGCUACCUAUUUCCUGCUGGAACUCUUCAUAUUUCUGUAUAAAGCUCUGACUUUUGUAUUGGCAGGUCUCCUGCUACCAUAUCCAACAGCCAAUCUAGUACUGGAUGUGGCGAUACUCUUCCUUUAUCUUGGAAUUGAAGUAAUUCGACUAUUUUUUGGUACAAAGGGAAACCUCUGCCAGCGAAAGAUGCCACUUGGUAUUAGAGUGGCCUUGACCUUCCCAUCCGCCAUGAUGGCCUCCUAUUACCUGCUGCUGCAGACCUACAUGCUCCACCUGGAAGCCAUCAUGAACAGCAUCUUGCUCUUCUUCUGUGGCUCAGAGCUGCUCCUUGAGGUGCUCACCCUGGCUGCUUUCUCCAGUAUGGACAGGAUUUGAAGUACAAAAAUCUCAGCCAACAGCCCUCACAGGCCGAGACCACACAUACCUCUGGUACUUUAGCCAUACCAGUGAGAAACGGUGGGUCAAGCUGUCCUGGGAAAGGUUGCAGCUUUUCCUCAGCACAGACACCUUGGGGAACAAACCGAGCAUAAGGCCACUGGGCACCAUCUUCUAAACCAGGAUCAUCAGCCCAAGAGACUCUUCUACGCUCCAGUAUAGGGAGGGGAGAAGCUGUCGCCAUCCAGGCCCUUCUCAGAACCAAUUCCUUUCUGACCUCAAGUUUUCCUCUUUGAUCAUCGUGGCCAGAGCAUCUUGU
Messenger RNA from Physeter macrocephalus (sperm whale), 781 nucleotides. RefSeq names its product transmembrane protein 216-like. Gene Ontology annotation, biological process: non-motile cilium assembly. Gene Ontology annotation, cellular component: ciliary transition zone. Bases 1 to 462 code for a protein of 153 amino acids. The transcript has 2 exons. Lineage: Eukaryota; Metazoa; Chordata; Mammalia; Artiodactyla; Physeteridae. The record is from RefSeq and is a predicted model, not a curated record.